ACCGAGCCCAACUCCAGUUUCGUCCCUCCGAGGCCAAAAAAAAACCUUCGCCGAAACCCUUCCCGAUGGCCGCCGCCGUAGCCGCGGCCGCGGCCGACCAGCCGCGCCGCCGGAAGCCGACGCCGGGGCGCGGGGGCGUGGUGCUGCCCGCGGGGCUCUCCGAGGAGGAGGCGAGGGUGCGGGCCAUCGCGGAGAUCGUGUCGGAGAUGGGCGAGCUCUCGCGCCGCGGGGAGGACGUGGACCUCAACGCGCUCAAGUCGGCCGCGUGCCGCCGCUACGGGCUCGCCCGCGCGCCCAAGCUGGUGGAGAUGAUCGCCGCCGUGCCGGAGGCGGACCGCGCGGCGCUGCUGCCCCGCCUGCGCGCCAAGCCCGUGCGCACGGCCUCGGGCAUCGCGGUGGUCGCCGUGAUGUCCAAGCCGCACCGGUGCCCCCACAUCGCCACCACGGGGAACAUCUGCGUCUACUGCCCGGGAGGCCCCGACUCCGACUUCGAGUACAGCACCCAGUCCUACACUGGAUACGAGCCCACCAGCAUGCGCGCUAUCCGGGCAAGGUACAAUCCAUAUGUGCAGGCCAGAAGCAGGAUAGAUCAGCUCAAAAGGCUCGGUCAUAGUGCGGAUAAGGUCGAGUUCAUUUUGAUGGGUGGGACUUUCAUGUCUUUACCAGCUGAUUAUCGUGAUUAUUUCAUCAGAAAUCUCCAUGAUGCUUUAUCGGGGCAUACUUCUGCUAAUGUUGAGGAGGCGGUUUGUUAUUCAGAACAUAGUGCUGUCAAAUGUAUUGGUAUGACAAUUGAGACGAGACCUGAUUAUUGCCUGGGGCCUCAUUUGCGGCAGAUGCUAUCUUAUGGAUGUACCCGCUUAGAAAUUGGUGUUCAGAGUACAUAUGAGGAUGUUGCACGUGACACAAACAGAGGCCACACUGUAGCUGCUGUUGCUGAUUGUUUUUCAUUAGCAAAAGAUGCUGGUUUUAAGGUGGUUGCGCACAUGAUGCCAGAUUUACCUAAUGUUGGAGUUGAGAGAGAGAUGGAAAGUUUCAGAGAAUUUUUUGAAAAUCCAGCAUUCCGAGCAGAUGGUCUAAAGAUCUAUCCAACUCUUGUGAUUCGUGGAACUGGUCUUUAUGAGCUAUGGAAAACUGGAAGGUACUAUAUUUAUCCAGUGCUUGAUAUUUUAUUUCCUGCUUGAUCUUAUGAUCAGUCU
This is a messenger RNA of Triticum urartu, 1196 nucleotides long. The record is from RefSeq and is a predicted model, not a curated record. Lineage: Eukaryota; Viridiplantae; Streptophyta; Magnoliopsida; Poales; Poaceae.